UUGUAAGAUUGUACAACCCAGAAACCUCAAACGAUGAUGAGAAAAAAAUUACCUUCCAUUUCAAAUCACAUAGUUUUCCUAUCCAACCCAGAAAUUGGUAACUUAGUCCCAACAGUUCAAUUUGCUCAACGCCUACUCCAUCACCACCCUAGUUUUUCUGCAACAAUUCUUCUCAUCACCGUUCCUCAAAGACCAGUGGUCAAUACCUUCAUCCAAUCACUCCCUACCAUCGCUCCAAACAUCCAAUUAGUCCAUCUUCCUCAUGUGGACACACCCACACCUGACCAGAUCGCCACCUUUACACUCGCCAGCAUAUCUCACCACCCUCAUUUGGAUGCACCCUCAACUGGCUCCACCUCUGAACUGGGCUACAUAUCCCUUCUCAUAAAGAAGCAAAUGCCCAACGUCAGACAAAUCAUGACAGACCUUAACUCCACUAAGUCUGGAUCGAAAUCAGGUCGAGUUGUGGCAUUAUUCGUUGACAUGUUUUGCACACCCAUGAUUGACGUAGCUGACGAGCUUGGCAUUCCUUGUUACCUAUUCUUUGCAUCACCAGCAACUUUUCUUGGCUUCAUGCUUGAGCUUCCCACCCUUGAUCCCUAACAUAUUUUUGAAUCAGAAACUAAGCUGAAAGUGGGUAGUUUUGCCAAACCAUUACCUUGUAAAGUGCUUCCAUCGACGGUGUUAAAGCGAAGAGAUGGGUACUCUUGGUACUUGUACCAUGCUCGAAGGUACACAGAGACGAAAGGUAUUAUUAUCAAUACAUUUCAAGACCUUGAGCCAUAUGCAUUGGAUUCAAUAAGUAAGAUGGAUGGGGUGCCUAGGAUUUUUCCAAUUGGGCCCAUAAUUGACGAUAAUGGGCCCAUCAAAUGGCAUCCAGAGAAGGCCAACUUUCAGAGCCUUAUUAGUUGGCUUGACAAUCAGCCUACAUCUUCAGUAGUGUUCUUGUGCUUCGGUAGUAUGAGAAGUCUCAAUGAGGCUCAAGUGAGAGAGAUAGCAAUUGGGCUAGAACGGGCCGGAUAUCGAUUCUUAUGGUCUCUCCGUGAACCACCCAAGACUAAAUUAGCAAUCUCAAGUGACUAUGUGGAUCUUGUAAAAGUAUUACCAAAUGGAUUCUUGAACAGAACAAAUGGGAUGGGCUUAGUUUGCGGAUGGGUCCCACAAGUGAAGAUCUUGGCCCACAAAGCAGUCGGAGGGUUUGUGUCACAUUGUGGUUGGAAUUCAAUCUUGGAGAGCUUGUGGCAUGGCGUACCGAUUACGACAUGGCCAAUAUUUGCGGAGCAACAAAUGAAUACUUUUGAGAUAGUGGAAGAGUUGGGAUUAGCUACAAAGAUUAGAUUGGAUUAUAGGGAACAAAGCAAUUUAGUCACGGCAGAUGAAGUGGUGAAAGGAAUAAAUGAUUUGAUGAGGGAAAAUAAUAAAGUGAGAGAAAAUGUGAAAGUUAUGAAGGAGAAGAGCAGAAUGACUUUGAUGCAAAAUGGAUCGUCCCAACAAUUAUUGAAGGCCUUGGUUGAGGAAUUGAUUGCUAGUAGUUAAUAAUAUAGUAGUUAAUAAUAUAUUCUCUUUGCUUGAAUUUUUUAAUAUGAUGCUUGAAGUGGUGACAAAUUUUUACACAUAAUUUGUCUAAUGAUAUGGAAAACUUAAACAUCUAAAUAAAUUGUGUGUUUGAAAUACAUAAUACAUUAUUUUAUCUGUAUUUUAUAAUUGUGUAUAACAAAUAUUUUUCACAUCAUUAGAAUUAAAAUAUUCGUAAAUAUACAAAAUGUAUGAGCUUAUAAGCCAAAACCAUUGACAUCCAUGAUAAAAUGAGAAACAAUUUUAACUAAAACAAUCUUUUAUCUUACAUAGAAUUUACUCAAUAUGAUAUUUCAAAACAUUGUUUGAAAAUAUGGUAAUUUUUAGUUUGUCCUUUUUAUUGGCUUUAGUAUUUUUUAAUUUAUUGUUAUUUUUAUGGUGUUCAUUAUUCUAUAUUUUUGUAUACAAAUACAAACCACUUUUAUCGUCUUCUUUAAUUGAGUACACUUAUCGUAAACAUUUUAUUUAAUUGAUGCA
This is a messenger RNA of Cannabis sativa, 2052 nucleotides long. RefSeq names its product UDP-glycosyltransferase 43. NCBI's taxonomy places the organism in Eukaryota, Viridiplantae, Streptophyta, Magnoliopsida, Rosales, Cannabaceae. The record is from RefSeq and is a predicted model, not a curated record. The transcript has a single exon. Gene Ontology annotation, molecular function: UDP-glycosyltransferase activity.